This is a messenger RNA of Harpegnathos saltator (Jerdon's jumping ant), 1648 nucleotides long. RefSeq names its product traB domain-containing protein. The transcript has 9 exons. Bases 175 to 1503 code for a protein of 442 amino acids. NCBI's taxonomy places the organism in Eukaryota, Metazoa, Arthropoda, Insecta, Hymenoptera, Formicidae. The record is from RefSeq and is a predicted model, not a curated record.
GACGUGUGUCUCUCGAUGUACAUUUUUCUCCAUACGCUAGCUUUUCCUUCAAAUUUUGGUUUGUUGUCAACUCAGAGAAUGUAUCUUCAUAAUCAUAUUAAAAGUUUUCUGCAAGGUUAAAAACAUGCAGCAAUUCAUAUUGGCUGUAAAAAAAAUAUAUUUAACGAUAAAAAUAUGGCAUCCAAACUUGAUGAAACUGAUGGAAAUAUUAGCAACGAUCAACAACAAAAAGCAUCAUCGACAGAAGAUGAAAACUAUGAUGACAUAAUUGACGAAAGGGGUGAUUAUAUUUUCUUUGGAUCAACACAUAGGUUUCGAACAAAUUCAGAACCACAACCAGGUUCCACACCAGUAACACCAUGUAAUUGUGCUUUAUCAGAAAUACCAAAAGAUAACUGUAUCCAGAAUAACACAGAUUCUUCUGACAAAGAAGUUAUUGAUGAACAAAAAAAUAAUGAAUCAAAUAUAAACUCAUGUACUCAUAAUAAAGAAUCUCAUGCUGUGGAUGAAAUACCAGGAAUAAAAGAAUAUGAUCCUACUAUUGAUGAUAGGUUACCAGAAACUGUGACAUUAUUAACCACACCAGAUGGAGGAAAAUUAUACUUAAUAGGAACAGCACAUUUUAGUAUCGAAAGUCAAAAUGAUGUGUCAAAGAUUAUACAAGCAGUACAACCUCAUAUAGUCGUGGUUGAAUUAUGUAAAGCUAGAGUUGGUAUAUUGCAACUUGAUGAAGAAGCUAUAUUUCGUUGUGCUAAGGAUCUUAGUUAUCAAUGUAUCAUGGAUAUACUUAAAAAAGAAGGAGUUUAUAAUGGUUUACUGCAUGUUUUGUUGCUGAGAAUGGCAGCUCAUGUUGCCAAAGAACUCGGAAUGCCACCCGGUGGUGAGUUCCGAAGAGCAUUCGAAGAGGCAAGAAAAGUGCCAAAUUGCAUCAUUCAUAUGGCCGAUCGACCUAUUCAUAUAACAAUGGAACGUGCACUACGAUCGUUAUCGUGGUGGCAGACUAUAAAGCUAGGUUGGCACUUGGCAUUUAUGAAGAGACCCAUUACCCAGGAAGAUGUCGAGCUCUGUAAACAGCGAUCGAUGUUGGACGAAAUGAUUGCUAGCAUGAAAGGAGAAUUUCCAGUAUUAGGAGAAGUGUUUAUCAAGGAAAGAGAUAUUUAUCUAACGUACUCGCUGCAAAUAGCUUGUAUGCCUCAAUUUACACCCCAUGGUAUCAAACCAAUGCGAGUUGUUGGAAUCGUUGGUUUAGGGCACACACCAGGUAUUAUCGAAAAUUGGGGUAAAGUUCAGCCUACUGAUAUAUCACCUAUUUUAAAAGUACCACCACCGUCAAUGUCGAGUAAAAUCCUGAAGCUGACCGUCAAAGCGUCUGUGCUCAGUGCUGUAAUUUAUGUAAGCUACAAAGUUAUAGCAGUACCUGUUGCUUUUACAUUUCAUUCUAUCAAGUCAUCGGUUGAGGGACUUCUAAAGGCAAUCUCGGACUUCUUUGGGUUUCUUUGUUGAUACACGAUUGGGGUAAGCAUGGAAGCGAUUGCUUCUAGCGACAAGUAUGAACACACUCUAGCCGGUGUGAUGUAUGUAGUAAAUAAUAUACCGGGGCCUGGUAUAGAUGUAGUAGAUUUCGAAUCGGAAUAUUCCUUUGGUUGCU